Messenger RNA from Conger conger (European conger), 2559 nucleotides. RefSeq names its product dynamin-1-like protein. Gene Ontology annotation, biological process: mitochondrial fission; mitochondrial fragmentation involved in apoptotic process. The record is from RefSeq and is a predicted model, not a curated record. NCBI's taxonomy places the organism in Eukaryota, Metazoa, Chordata, Actinopteri, Anguilliformes, Congridae. Gene Ontology annotation, molecular function: microtubule binding; GTP binding; GTPase activity. Bases 96 to 2150 code for a protein of 684 amino acids. Gene Ontology annotation, cellular component: mitochondrion; cytoplasm; microtubule. The transcript has 18 exons.
UGGUUGUGGUGCCAGUGUUCAGGGGCAUUGAAUGACUUUGUGCCCGCGUUUUGGGGGGUCGAUUUCAUUUCGGCAGGUGGCAAAUUUGCUGAAACAUGGAGGCUCUCAUCCCCGUUAUAAACAAGCUUCAGGACGUCUUUAACACUGUUGGGGCCGAUAUCAUCCAACUGCCGCAAAUUGCAGUUGUGGGAACACAGAGCAGUGGCAAGAGCUCGGUGUUGGAGAGCCUGGUGGGGCGGGACCUGUUGCCGCGGGGAACGGGCGUCGUCACGCGCCGGCCGCUCAUCCUGCAGCUGGUGAACGCGGACCCGGACGACCGCAGGAAGACGGGCGAAGAGAACGGAGUGGGCAGCGAGGAGUGGGGGAAGUUUCUUCACACCAAAAACAAGAUAUACACAGACUUCGACGAAAUCAGGCAAGAGAUCGAAAAUGAAACUGAAAGAAUAUCUGGCAGUAACAAGGGUAUCAGUGACGAGCCCAUUCACCUGAAGGUCUUCUCUCCUCACGUGGUGAACCUCACGCUGCUGGACCUCCCAGGAAUCACCAAGGUCCCGGUGGGAGACCAGCCCAAAGACAUCGAGCUGCAGAUCCGGGAGCUGAUCAUCAAGCACAUCAGCAACCCCAACUGCAUCAUCCUGGCGGUCACGGCCGCCAACACCGACAUGGCCACCUCCGAGGCGCUGAAGCUGGCCCGCGAAGUGGACCCCGACGGACGCAGAACCCUGGCCGUCGUCACCAAGCUGGACCUGAUGGACGCCGGGACGGACGCCAUGGACGUGCUGCUGGGCCGGGUCAUCCCCGUCAAACUGGGCCUCAUCGGCGUGGUCAACAGGAGUCAGUUAGACAUCAACAGGAAGAAGUGUGUGGCUGACGCUAUCCGGGAUGAGUUCGCCUUCCUGCAGAAGAAGUACCCCUCUCUCGCCAACAGAAACGGAACCAAAUACCUGGCCAGGACCUUGAACAGGCUGCUGAUGCACCACAUCCGGGACUGCCUGCCGGGGCUGAAGACGCGCAUCAACGUGCUGGCGGCGCAGUACCAGUCCCUGCUCAGCAGCUACGGCCAGCCCGUGGAGGACCACAGCGCCACCCUGCUGCAGCUCGUCACCAAGUUCGCCGCCGAAUACUGCAACACCAUCGAGGGCACCGCCAAGUACAUCGAGACGGCCGAGCUGUGUGGCGGGGCCAGGAUCUGUUACAUAUUCCACGAGACGUUCGGCCGGACGCUGGAGUCGGUGGACCCGCUGGGAGGACUCACCACCAUAGACGUGCUGACCGCGAUCCGGAACGCAACGGGCCCCCGCCCCGCCCUCUUCGUGCCUGAGGUGUCCUUCGAGCUGCUGGUGAAGAGGCAGGUGAAGCGUCUGGAGGAGCCCAGCCUGCGCUGUGUGGAGCUGGUGCACGAGGAGAUGCAGCGAAUCAUCCAGCACUGCAGCAACUACAGCACACAGGAGCUUCUGCGCUUCCCAAAGCUGCACGACGCCAUAGUUGAAGUGGUGACCUCCCUCCUCCGGAAAAGGCUGCCUGUGACCAACGAGAUGGUGCACAACCUGGUGGCCAUCGAGCUGGCCUACAUCAACACCAAGCACCCGGACUUCGCCGACGCCUGCGGACUGAUGAACAGCAACAUCGAGGAGCAGAGGCGGAACAGGAUGAGGGAGCUCCCCGCGGCCGUCCCGAGAGACAAGGGGGACCCGGAGGCCGGGGGCGGGGCCUGGAGGGGCAUGCUGAAGAAGGGGGAGGAGCCUCACGAGGACCGGGGCAAGGCCACGCCCCCUCUCCCCGCCAGCCCGCAGAAGGGGCACGCCAUCAACCUGCUGGACGUGCCGGUUCCAGUCUCCAGGAAGCUCUCGCCUCGGGAGCAGCGCGACUGCGAGGUCAUCGAGAGGCUCAUCAAGUCCUACUUCCUCAUCGUCCGGAAAAAUAUCCAGGACAGCGUGCCCAAGGCGGUGAUGCACUUCCUGGUGAACCACGUGAAGGACAGCCUGCAGAGUGAGCUGGUGGGGCAGCUGUACAAGUCAGGCUUGCUGGACGACCUGCUGACUGAGUCUGAGGACAUGGCCCAGAGACGCAACGAGGCUGCGGACAUGCUGAAGGCCCUGCAGAAAGCCAGCCACGUGAUCGGCGAAAUAAGAGAGACGCACCUGUGGUGAAGCGCCCCAGCCCCGCCCCCCCCUUCAGCCUAUCAAGGCCCCGCGCAUCCUAUCAAGCCCCACCCCCUCCCAUCCCCCCCCCCUCCCCUCUUCCAAAGAGAGCCCAUCCGAGAUGUGGAACAGACUUGAAAAUUGCACUGUCGUGAUUGGUUUGCGUGCCUGAUGUUACUUCACGUACUGUACAUAGACCGUAGCACGUUAGCACUUAUAGCACGGAGCACGCCUAGCUCACAGUGUGUUCUGUAGCACCUUAGCGGAGGGAGAACCCGCACGGCUUAUUCACGUAAAUAUCUGUACAUAGGUAGGAGGCUCGCCAGCUCCCCCCGGGCCUCGUAAAUGUAAACGUGUCACCGCUUCUGUUAAACGGCUCCAGUCUGUCACACUGGAGGGCCAGGGAAUAAAGGUUUUG